CUUUUCCCUCUCUUCGCCAAUCAACCCUCUCUGUAUUAUUUCUUCAUUCCCCCCUUCUGCUGCAAGGCUCCUUCUGAAAAAGGGAGAUCGUUCCACUGCAUGUAGAAACCAGAGGCUGAAACUACUGAAGGUGCCAUGGAAGUGGACGAAAGCUUGCUGCAGACUGCUGCUGAAGACAUACUAGAGGAGUAUUUCCCCAGGCCCAGAAUCACAAAACCACCUUCUCAGAUUCCCCAAAUCGACCGAUCGAAGAAGCAGGUUCGAGAUUUGGAUGGUUUUCAAGAGUGGAGCAAGAGUGCCAACCGUGAUUCGGGCAGUUUGUCCCUUCAUGCUACACCAGGUGAUGAUGGUUGCUGUCACUGCGAGGAUGUUGGGAUGACAGAUGAGCAGACUAAAGCUUUUCUAAAUUCAAGAUUGAAACGAGGCAAAGGCAACAUUGGAUCGCAGGAGGGGGCUCAUCAUUGUUCAUGCUAUAGUGUUGGAUUAUUGGGUUCAAGGGGUGGACCAGAUGUAUGGUCGAGGCUAAAUGUAGGGAGAUGCCAUUCUAAGCCAGUUGCUGAAGUGAAGCCAUGGUUGAAUCUUUCAGAUCCCGUGGCAGCAUGGAUGAAUGGUGUUUAUGGACCCAAGAAGAGGUUGACCAGAAAACGCGAGGAAACCAUGGAUGUUGAUCUCACCCCCAAGCUCCCCAAGAAUGUCUGCGGAGGCGACGGUGGCUCCUACCAAGCCUGGUGCCCCGAUGACCUCGGCAUGCUCAAGCGCGGCAACAUCGGCGCCGCCAAGCUCGGCCUUCAGAAGAACGGACUUGCUCUCCCUCGCUAUUCCGAUUCCGCCAAGGUCGCCUAUGUUCUCCAAGGUGUAAUGGAGUGGCUGGAAUUGUUCUCCCGGAGAAGGACGAGAAGGUGAUCGGGAUCAGGAAGGGUGACGCCAUUGCGCUCCCUUUCGGCGCGGUGACCUGGUGGUACAACAAGGAAGACACUGAGCUGAUCGUCCUGUUCUUGGGGGACACCUCGAAGGGCCACAAGGCAGGUUCCUUCACGGAUUUCUACCUCACAGGGACCAAUGGCAUCUUCACCGGCUUCUCCAGCGAGUUUGUUUCUCGGGCGUGGGAUGUGGACGAGAGCACGGUCAAGGCGCUCGUCGGCAGCCAAUCCGGAAAAGGGAUCGUCAAGCUCGAUGGUUCGAUCAAGCUCCCCGACCCAAAGAAGGAGGACCGCGAACGCCUGGUCUACAACUGCGAGGAGGCUCCUCUUGAUGUCGACAUCAAGAACGGAGGAAGGGUGGUGGUGCUGAACACCAAGAACCUCCCCUUGGUUGCCGAGAUUGGGCUUGGUGCCGAUCUCGUGAAGCUGGAUGGCGGGGCCAUGUGCUCCCCUGGUUUCUCUUGUGAUUCUGCCUUGCAGGUGACUUACAUUGUGAGUGGAAGCGGCAGGGUCCAGGUUGUGGGUGUGGAUGGCAAGAGGGUGUUGGAGACUACCGUCAAGGCUGGCCAAUUGUUCAUUGUCCCCAGGUUCUUCGUUGUUUCGAAGAUCUGCGAUCCUGAUGGAAUGUCUUGGUUCUCAAUCAUCACCACUCCAAACCCGAUCUUCACCCACUUGGCUGGACGGACCUCGGUGUGGAAGGCACUGUCGCCGGCGGUGCUGGAGGCGUCUUUCAAGGUGUCGUCGGAGGUUGAGAAGAAGUUCAGGGGAACUAGGACUUCUGAUGAGAUUUUCUUCCCACCGUCCAAGUGAGCGAGCUUCUGCGAGCUGUAGGCAGAGAUAGACCUGCUGAACAUUAGCCAGUGUCUCUGCCGAUCAAUCAUUGCCAUGAGAAUAAAUAAAGAUAGGAAUCAGUAAAUUGUUAGGCUUAUGUUUUUCUAUUAUUGUUUCGGUUUCCUUCUCUGUUUGCUACAGUCGGAUUUCGGGUCCAGAUUUUGCUGUCUGUUCGGAUUUGACAAUUGAUUGGGAUUCUCCGUGAUAUUGUGCAUCAUUUCCAUAUCUGUUCCUUUCACUUUUGUUUUAGUGAGGAACAAAGAUAAUAUAUUUUUCUGCCAAAAAAGAGAAUCUAUUUAACCAUACCAUUGCACAUUACACAAGGAAGA
Molecule: messenger RNA, 2080 nt
Organism: Linum tenue
Lineage: Eukaryota; Viridiplantae; Streptophyta; Magnoliopsida; Malpighiales; Linaceae
Source: the annotation of a GenBank genome assembly